AUGGGCGCGGAGGACGUGGCGGUGCCGAGGCGCAAUCCCUUCCGCACGCCGUGGCGUACGAACCUCCCGUCCUUCCACGACUGUCUCGCGUCGCUCGGCCCACGCGGGGAUCUCCGCGGACUCGGUGAGGCCCUCGCCGCCUCCAGCCCUCCCCCUCGCGGCCCGGGCCCAGACCUCUCCUUCCGCACCCUCGACGUCUCAGACCCCACCCCUCCGGGGUCACCACCGCCGCCGCUGGAACGCCCCCCGCCGAGCCGAGCCUCCUCCACAGAGGAAACGCCCACUAGAGGCGAGCCUACCACACCCACACCAAAGCAGCGACCUCCUCUCUGCCCAAAUGUUUCGCCUAUCGCACACAGUCCAUCCGUUGGGGAUGGACCCUUUUCUCUCCCCCGUACAGAACCACUGGAAGUACUGGGUGUGUCCCCUGCUGACAGGAUAUUUCCAACAAUGCUAAAGGAUGGCAGAGGUGUAGAGCGUGGGACUCAGGUGAAUCACCCUGUCUUUUCUGAGCCUCACAUAGUUCCACUUGAAGGGGUAGGGGGUACGUCUGUGUACGUUGAACCGCUUCAGCUAGAAGGGGAAGAAGAAUAUGUCGUUGAAGGUGAAUUGUGUUCUGUUAGGCGGCGCGCAGAAGUCAUUGUGCCACCACUCUGUGAACUUUCUGGCGGAAGUUGGCUCAUAGAACCAACGUAUCGCUGGGGUGAUUUUGCUUAUCACCACCCAGUCCUAUAUAGAAUUCCUGCAAAUUCAACUGGAGAUGAUGGUUUGUUUCGAGGAUUUUCUCUUUAUUAG
Messenger RNA from Trypanosoma theileri, 795 nucleotides. RefSeq lists its product as uncharacterized. NCBI's taxonomy places the organism in Eukaryota, Euglenozoa, Kinetoplastea, Trypanosomatida, Trypanosomatidae. The coding region runs from base 1 to 795 and encodes 264 amino acids. The transcript has a single exon. The record is from RefSeq and is a predicted model, not a curated record.